Messenger RNA from Musa acuminata subsp. malaccensis (wild Malaysian banana), 1630 nucleotides. RefSeq names its product probable ADP-ribosylation factor GTPase-activating protein AGD11. Lineage: Eukaryota; Viridiplantae; Streptophyta; Magnoliopsida; Zingiberales; Musaceae. The record is from RefSeq and is a predicted model, not a curated record. Gene Ontology annotation, molecular function: phospholipid binding; GTPase activator activity.
AAGGCAAAAAAAUAAAAAACGGAAAAAGAAGGACAAGGAAUUUGUGAUAUUUGCUUUCUUCCAUCCGCUCGUCGAUAGGCGUUCGCUGAUUGUGGUCGGUCAGGUCUUUUGGAUGGGAAGGUGAAGAAGACUCCGUUGGUCGGAUCGAUUCGGAGGCGGAACGGUAUUCUGGCUCUGACGACAAGAGUUGGAACAGCCGAUGGGAACGCGUUGAAUGAGGUUGCCGUGGUUGUUCUUUCGGAGCAUUGGCAUGUAAAUGUCUACCAAACAAGAAUACGACGAUACCAGCAAUUCUUCAGGUUAUUCAAGUCCACUAGGAAGGCUAGAAAACCUAUUGAGUCAUCCAAGUAAUAGAUAUUGUGCUGAUUGUGGCUCCCCAGACCCAAAAUGGGUCUCACUGAAUCUUGGAGUGUUUAUAUGUAUCAAAUGUUCUGGGGUACACAGAAGUCUUGGAGUUCAUAUCUCUAAGGUUAUAUCAGUGAAGUUGGAUGAUUGGACAGACGAACAGGUUGAUUCCUUAAUUGACGGGGGUGGUAAUGCUGCUGCAAAUGCUAGAUACGAAGCCUUCUUGCCUGACAAUAUUAUAAAGCCAAAACCUGAUUCUUCAAUUGACGAACGCUCUGAAUUUAUCAGGAGAAAGUAUGAACUGCAACAGUUUUCAAGCUCUAAUGUACAAAUUGGAUAUGCAAUGUCUCCUGACGCCAACACAUCUUUUCAGAACAAUGUUACAAACAACAAACUUCUUGAGAAGCAACAUACUGGAAUUCGUCAUGGUCUAGGUCAUGCAUUUCGCAAUAGCUGGAGAAAAAAGGAAACUGAACAUAAGGCUGUCAAGAAAAUGAUGGGCAUGGUCGAAUUUGUUGGAUUAAUUAAGGUUAACAUAGUUAAGGGCACCAACUUAGCUGUUCGGGAUAUGAUGACUAGCGAUCCAUAUGUUAUCCUGAACUUGGGACACCAGUCAAUGAAAACACGCGUGAUAAAGAGCAGUUUGAACCCUGUAUGGAAUGAAAAGCUGAUGCUGUCAAUACCAGAUCCUAUCCCACCUUUGAGGCUGCAAGUGUACGACAAGGACACUUUCUCGACUGAUGAUCGCAUGGGGGAGGCUGAAAUAGAUAUCCAGCCGCUCGUGGCAGCUGCGAAAGCAUACGAAAAUUCCAGCAUCUCCGAGUCCAUGCAGCUUGGGAAAUGGUUGGCCACUGAUGACAACACAUUGGUCAAAGAUAGCGUAAUAUCCCUUGUUGAUGGCAAAGUAAAGCAGGAGAUUACCCUCAAACUUCAAAAUGUCGAACGUGGUGAGCUGGAGAUCGAACUCGAGUGUGUCCCUCUCAGUCAAUAAUUAUGGAAGAGAAACCAGAAAAUAAUUUGUACAAACUCUCCCUUUGUUUUUGGUAUAUGUAGUCCUGCAGGAAAUCUUAGCUUUAGCAUAAUGUGAGUUCUGUUAACUGGUUGUAAUAUAUGAUAGUGCCUUUUUAGUUGUCAUUAGUACGUAAGAAGCAGCAGCAAACCUGACAAAACCAUGUCUCAUGAUAUGACUUGCGAGGAAAAUGUAAAAUGUGUGCGAAUCACGCAGUGGAAGCAACAACUGUAAUGUCCGUCCAAAAUUAGAAAUACGAUCUCAUGUAUCUCGUUA